Messenger RNA from Notothenia coriiceps (black rockcod), 559 nucleotides. RefSeq names its product chromodomain-helicase-DNA-binding protein 1-like. Lineage: Eukaryota; Metazoa; Chordata; Actinopteri; Perciformes; Nototheniidae. The record is from RefSeq and is a predicted model, not a curated record. Gene Ontology annotation, cellular component: nucleus. The annotation marks the transcript as partial. The transcript is spliced from 4 exons. Gene Ontology annotation, biological process: DNA repair; chromatin remodeling. Gene Ontology annotation, molecular function: DNA helicase activity; nucleotide binding.
UAUUGUGCAGGAUGGCGUGGUGGCAGUCGAGCGGCUACAGAUCCCGCUGCCUGCCGUCUGUGGAGAGUGAGGAAGAGGAGGAGGAGGAGGAAGAGGAAGAUGACGGCAGCGUUUCCUCCACAGACUCUGACAGCUCGGCCAUCCGUUACGUCCUCGGAGACGUCACCCAUCCUCAAGCCGCUCAGGGAGACGCCAUCAUCGUGCACUGUGUCGAUGACUCGGGGCGAUGGGGUCGAGGCGGCUUGUUCACGGCUCUGGAGGUGAGGUCGGAUGAACCCAGGAAACACUACGAGCUGGCCGGCCAGAUGAAAGAUUUGGACCUGGGGAAUGUGCUGCUCUUCCCCGUCGACGACAAACAGUCACGACUAGACGGCCAGGAUCAGCUGGCUCUGAUCGUGGCGCAGCAGAGAGACGGAAACAACAAACUGUCGGCCAUCUUCCUCUCCGCUCUGGACGAAGGACUGAAGAAGAUCUACGCUGUGGCAAAAAGACUCAAGGGUACCAACAAGCCCUCAAUGCUUCAGUUUUUUUUUUGUGUAUUUUUUAUACUCUUUUUGGG